AUGGACUUCACAUUGAGGCUUCACUGCAGAGACUCCAUCCACUCUGAUGUAACCUAUGUGAACUGGGUCAAAGUAAUGACAGAUAUAACCGUAGGUUCUGAUCCCACUGGUGCCAGUGUAAGAAGUUCUGGAAAGAACUUACUCUCUGAUGCUUCUGCUACUGGCACAGGUACUCAGAAUGGAGAUUAUCUAAAGGCCCCUCAUUCACUGUGCAGUGAACCUUGCCCUUUGGGAUACAGGAAAGCUAAUCGGCCAGGACAGCCAGUUUGUUGUUUUGACUGCAUGUCAUGCUCUCUGGGGGAAAUCACAAAUUUGACAGAUGCUAGUGAGUGCAUAAAAUGCCCUGAAGAUCUCUGGUCAGAUGAGAAACGAGAGAAGUGCAUUAAUAAAGCCAUUGAUUUCCUCUCCUUUGAAGACUCAUUGGGUUCAUCUUUGACAGUCAUAUCAAUUGCAUCUUCCUUCAUCACCGUAUCCGUUCUUGUUAUCUUUGUUAAGUUCUGUGACACUCCAAUCGUUAGAGCCAACAACCAAGAACUCAGCUAUGUUAUCCUAGUCUCUCUCACCCUGUGCUUUCUUUGUUCCCUUAUAUUCAUUGGCCAUCCAAGGAAAAUUACCUGCCUCCUUCGACAGACUGCCUUUGGUGUUAUAUUUUCUAUUUGCAUUUCCUCUGUCCUGGCAAAGACUGUUAUUGUUGUUGUUGCCUUUAACGCUACUAAGCCAUCCAGUAAGUUGAAAAGGUGGGUGGGAUCAAGAUGGCUACCCAGCUCAAUUGUUGUAUUUAGUUCCCUGAUGCAGGUUAUUAUAUGUGUAACCUGGCUGCGUACCACUUCUCCAUUCCCACAGAAUAAUAUGAACUCUGAACCUGGAAAAAUAAUAAUUGAGUGCCAUGAAGGUUCUACCAUCAUGUUCUACUGCAUGCUGGGUUACUUGGGAUUCUUAGCCAGCACUUGUUUUAUUGUUGCAUUCUUUGCAAGAAAUUUACCUGACAGGUUUAAUGAAACUAAAUACAUAACAUUCAGCAUGCUUGUGUUUAUUACUGUAUGGCUGUCAUUUAUUCCUGCCUACCUGAGCACCAAAGGAAAGAAUAUGGUUGCUGUAGAAAUAUUUACCAUCCUUUCUUCUAGCAUGGCCUUGCUCGUUUGUAUUUUCAUUCCCAAAUGUUAUAUUAUUUUAUUUAAACCAGAACAGAACGCUAGAGGAAAGGUAACAGUGAAGUAA
This is a messenger RNA of Protopterus annectens (West African lungfish), 1218 nucleotides long. RefSeq names its product vomeronasal type-2 receptor 26-like. The record is from RefSeq and is a predicted model, not a curated record. The transcript is spliced from 3 exons. Gene Ontology annotation, cellular component: membrane. Gene Ontology annotation, molecular function: G protein-coupled receptor activity. Lineage: Eukaryota; Metazoa; Chordata; Ceratodontiformes; Protopteridae. Gene Ontology annotation, biological process: G protein-coupled receptor signaling pathway. Bases 1 to 1218 code for a protein of 405 amino acids.